UUGUCCGUAUUUCAAGAGGUUUCCUGAGGUAUUUUGCUCACGGAGAACCUGCCUGGGUCCAGGAUUUGAUGGCAUGAACCGGUUAAAAGAACACUUGUACCGCACACAUUUUAAACAGUUUGCGUGCAGCAGAUGCGGAAUGGACUUUGGAGAUAGCAAGCGCCUUGAUGAGCACAUGCGAGCGCUGGAGCCUUGCUUCGCCGUGGACCUUCGGCCGGACCAAGGCUUCAUUUCGCACCCGCAGUGGAACGAGAUCCAGACCAACAGGAAGCACGGUGUCGAGGUUGAAGACAAGUGGAGGCAGAUCUACCUUGUUUUGUUUCCAGAUGCUGAUCCGUCGGCAAUACCAGGACCUUAUUUUAACGGAUUUGCAACCUCCUCGGAUGGGAGGAUCCAUGCCACAAAUAAAUGCUGAUCAUUAAGGCUAGUUUCUGAUAUAUCAACAGACUGAAAGACCCC
Molecule: messenger RNA, 459 nt
Organism: Pyricularia oryzae 70-15
Lineage: Eukaryota; Fungi; Ascomycota; Sordariomycetes; Magnaporthales; Pyriculariaceae
Exons: 3
Coding region: 74-415 (113 amino acids)
Source: RefSeq, a predicted model, not a curated record